Molecule: messenger RNA, 645 nt
Organism: Lasiosphaeria miniovina
Lineage: Eukaryota; Fungi; Ascomycota; Sordariomycetes; Sordariales; Lasiosphaeriaceae
Exons: 1
Biological process (GO): maturation of LSU-rRNA from tricistronic rRNA transcript (SSU-rRNA, 5.8S rRNA, LSU-rRNA)
Cellular component (GO): nucleolus
Molecular function (GO): RNA binding
Source: RefSeq, a predicted model, not a curated record
UUAGACGCAGAAAAGGACGAGGACGAGGAGAUGGACGACGAGACCCAGGCCCUUGUCGACACCCUCGAUGGCGACGACGAUUCAGACAGUGAGGAGCCAGCAUCAAGCGAUGCCUUCAAAACGGGCCAGUCUGUCGGCAAGAUCCCCAAGUCCAAAAAGUCAGCAGAGUCAAAGUCCAAGAGCGGAAAGCCCGGCGUCAUGUAUCUGGGCCGCCUUCCGCACGGCUUCUACGAGCAUGAGCUCCGCGAGUACUUCAGCCAGUUUGGCGCCAUUUCGAAGCUCAGAGUCGUCCGGAACAAGAAGACGGGCGCCAGCCGUCACCGUGCCUUCAUCGAGUUCGACGACGCCGAAGUUGCUGACAUCGCGGCCCGGACCAUGGACAAGUACCUCCUGUUCGGCCACAUCCUCGCGGCCAAGUUCGUAGCGCCCGCGCAGGUCCACCCCAACCUGUUCAAGGGCAGCAAUCGCCGCUUCAAGGUGAUUCCGUGGAACAAGAUGGCGGGCAAGCAGCUGGAGCGGGCACUCCCCGAGUCCAAGUGGGCGGCCAAGGUCACCAAGGAGGAGAAGAGGCGGGCGGCGAGGGCAGAGAAGCUGAAGGCGAUUGGCUACGAGUUUGAGAGCCCCAAGCUCAAGGCCGCCGAGGCC